CGGGGCGGAGUGGGCAUGGCCCGCCGGGGGGCCGCCCCGCCGGCGCUGGCCCUGGCGCUCCUGGCCGUGGCCCUGGCCGGGGUCGGCGCUCGGGGCGCAGCCGUCGAGGACCCCGACUACUACGUGCAGGAGAUCUGGGACCGGGAGCCUUACGACGCGCGCCCAGAGCCGGAGCCCGAGCCCUUCUCGCCGCCGCCGCCGCCGCGGCCCGCGGGGCCCGGGGAGGGGGAGCGGGAGCGGGAGCGGGAGGGGCGCCCGGCCGAGCCCAGGCUGCCCAAGAAGGCAACGAAACCCAAGAAAGCGCCCAAGAGGGAGAAGCUGGCUCCGGAGAAGCCUCCCGCAGGUAAAAAUAGCAACAGAAAAGGCAUGAAAACCAAGAGCUCUGAGAAGGCUGCCAGCGACGAGCACCACGUGCCCGUGGGCCGAGAUGCCGUCCGAGAGGGUUGCCCACCUCUUGGUCUGGAAACCUUAAAAAUCACAGACUUCCAGCUCCACGCGUCCACUUCGAAGCGCUACGGCCUGGGGGCGCAUCGAGGGAGACUCAACAUCCAGGCGGGUAUUAAUGAAAAUGAUUUUUACGACGGGGCGUGGUGUGCGGGAAGGAACGACCUCCAUCAGUGGAUUGAAGUGGAUGCCAGACGUCUGACCAAAUUCACGGGUGUCAUCACUCAAGGGAGGAACUCGCUCUGGUUGAGCGACUGGGUGACCUCCUACAAGGUCAUGGUGAGCAAUGACAGCCAUACGUGGGUCACUGUGAAGAAUGGAUCUGGAGACAUGAUAUUUGAAGGCAACAGUGAAAAAGAGAUCCCUGUCCUCAACGAGCUGCCCGUCCCCCUGGUGGCACGCUACAUUCGCAUCAACCCCCAGUCUUGGUUUGAUAAUGGCAGCAUCUGCAUGAGGAUGGAGAUUCUGGGCUGCCCGCUGCCAGAUCCAAAUAACUAUUAUCACCGACGGAAUGAAAUGACCACCACUGAUGACCUGGAUUUUAAGCACCACAACUAUAAGGAAAUGCGUCAGUUGAUGAAGGUUGUGAAUGAAAUGUGCCCCAACAUCACCAGAAUUUACAACAUCGGCAAGAGCCACCAGGGCCUGAAGUUGUACGCCGUGGAGAUCUCCGACCACCCUGGGGAGCACGAAGUCGGAGAGCCAGAGUUCCACUACAUCGCAGGGGCCCACGGUAAUGAGGUGCUGGGCCGGGAGCUGAUGCUUCUACUGAUGCAGUUCCUGUGCCAGGAGUACUUGGCAGGCAACCCACGCAUCGUCCACCUGGUGGAGGAGACCCGGAUCCACAUCCUCCCCUCCCUCAACCCGGACGGCUAUGAGAAAGCCUACGAGGGGGGCUCAGAACUGGGAGGCUGGUCCCUGGGACGCUGGACCCAUGACGGAAUUGACAUCAACAACAACUUUCCUGACUUAAACACGCUGCUCUGGGAGGCAGAGGACCGACAGAACAUCCCAAGGAAAGUGCCCAAUCACUAUAUUGCAAUCCCUGAGUGGUUUCUGUCCGAAAAUGCCACGGUGGCGGCGGAGACCAGGGCCGUCAUAGCCUGGAUGGAAAAAAUCCCCUUUGUGCUGGGCGGCAACCUGCAGGGGGGCGAGCUGGUGGUGGCCUACCCUUACGACAUGGUGAGGUCGCUGUGGAAGACGCAGGAGCACACCCCCACGCCCGACGACCACGUGUUCCGCUGGCUGGCCUACUCCUACGCCUCCACGCACCGCCUCAUGACGGACGCCAGGAGGAGGGUGUGCCACACGGAAGACUUCCAGAAGGAGGACGGAACUGUCAAUGGGGCUUCCUGGCACACUGUGGCUGGAAGUCUGAACGACUUCAGCUACCUUCACACCAACUGCUUCGAGCUGUCCAUCUACGUGGGCUGUGACAAGUACCCGCACGAGAGCGAGCUGCCCGAGGAGUGGGAGAAUAAUCGGGAAUCCUUGAUCGUGUUCAUGGAGCAGGUUCAUCGGGGCAUCAAAGGCGUGGUGAGAGACUUGCACGGGAAAGGAAUUCCAAACGCUGUUAUCUCUGUAGAAGGCAUUAACCAUGACAUCCGCACAGCCGGUGAUGGGGAUUACUGGCGCCUCCUGAACCCUGGUGAGUAUGUGGUCACAGCCAAGGCAGAAGGUUUCACCUCGUCUACCCGGAACUGCAUGGUCGGCUAUGAUAUGGGGGCCACGCGGUGCGACUUCACGCUCAGCAAAACCAACCUGGCCAGAAUCAGAGAGAUCAUGGAGAAGUUUGGCAAGCAGCCUGUCAGCCUGCCAGCCAGGCGACAGAAGCUGCGGGGGCGGAAGAGACGACAGCGUGGGUGACCUCGCAACUCUUGAGUCAUGUUCCGGACCCCUGCAAAUUAAACCACUCUGGCUGUAGCUCCAUAGAGGACUCGCUCCUUGUUGUUUUCUCUGUGAUUCAAGAAGACCUGGGAGAAUCUGUGCAUUGCAAGGCUAGUCCCAAGGGGAGGUCUAGGGUAGUUUCUUGGGCGGAGCAGGAGAAGAAGGCUAGUGGGGCCGAGAGAGUGAGAAAAUUCAGGACGUCAACCUGGGAGUCUGGGAAAGAGAGGAGCUUGCCUGUUGAAGGCUUCCUGGCUGCACAGGAAGGGAAACUGGUGCUUCUCCUGUUUGCGUGACAGCAAGAGUUCCCCGUGCAUUUGCAAUUUGCAUGACUAAAAGGCAACAUUCCCAGGGCUCUGCCAUCCCAAAUAUGACUGUUCAAGAGGCUCCCGGGUAUUCUAAGAGAAUCCACCCUCUCUGGCCCCAGGACAUUCUAAGCUGCUGCAAAUAAAUCCUGUCUCUGUUGACAAUAGAGACGUUACCAAGUGAGCAUCAGUGAGCCUCUUGAAUGGGUUUAGCUUCCCUUUCAACAAAGGAUCCUGCUCAUGAAAGGAGACAAAGGCUGAAAUAAUUCAAGAGUGAGUGCAGGCAGCAGGCAUGCACUGGGGCUCAUGGCCUGCAGUGGGGUCCGCAGGGAACCCCCCAACCUUCCUGUGCUGCAGUAGUUCUGGGAGGCUCCCUGGGUGGGGAGAGCAGGAGGGGCCAGCCUACCUAAGGAACCAGAUCCCUUCACCUGGCUCUCCUUUUUGACCUGCUGGGACUUGGAAAGAUCUGGAAGGGCACUGACCUACAAUGCUGUCUGUUCAGUAGAUCUCCCCUUUGCUGGAAACAGGAUCCGAAGCUGGCCUGACAUCACUCUGGGAGUGAUUUUUGGUGUGUGGGCUGCCAGACCCUCCAGAUUCAACUCAGUUUGAUGAAAAGCUCUUAGAACGACCUCUGAGCAUCCACAUGGAAGGGGUUAGUGAAUCGCCGUGCCAGAAAACAAUUUGUCUCACUUUUUCUUAGUGUCGCUGCCUCACUGACCUGGGCAGAAUAGAAAAAUAAAGAAAGCAAAUGGCAA
Messenger RNA from Phacochoerus africanus (Common warthog), 3388 nucleotides. It is a transcript of the gene CPXM2, whose product is annotated as carboxypeptidase X, M14 family member 2. Gene Ontology annotation, molecular function: metallocarboxypeptidase activity; zinc ion binding. The coding region runs from base 16 to 2310 and encodes 764 amino acids. Lineage: Eukaryota; Metazoa; Chordata; Mammalia; Artiodactyla; Suidae. Gene Ontology annotation, biological process: proteolysis. The transcript has 14 exons. The record is from RefSeq and is a predicted model, not a curated record.